CGAUGCAUUAUGCACACACAUUAGCCGGAUAGUUUCAAUGGAAUCCUGUGCACCUUGAGCUGGCCAAUCAAUCUGCUUUCUUCUGCUAUAUAUACUUCACUCCACUUCAUCUUUUGCCACAAUCAUUACAUUUAUUAGACACCCAUAUUUCCUUUUGGCCCAGGCUCUAACCAGCUUCCCGCCUCUUAAAAAAUUCUCCCCAGUAACAAAAUAUGAUGCUUUUAGCGGGAGUUGGGCUAUUAGCCGCUUUUUUUCUGCUGCUCGUAAGGCCAUGGCGUACAAGUUCUCCAAGUUCUCCAGGCUUGAAUUUGCCCCCUGGCUCCCUUGGAUGGCCGUACAUGGGCGAGACCCUGCAACUGUACUCGCAGAAUCCCAAUCUCUUCUUCGCCUCCAAGCAGUCAAGGUAUGGGGAUAUUUUCAAAACCCAUAUAUUGGGGUGCCCAUGCAUUAUGAUUGCUAGUCCAGAGGCAGCGAGAUUUGUUCUGGUAAAUCAGGCUCAUCUGUUCAAGCCCACCUUCCCCAAGAGUAAAGAGCGCAUGAUAGGUCCUCAGGCCCUCUUCUUUCAUCAGGGAGAUUAUCAUGCACAUUUGAGGAAGCUGGUUCAGAGAUCCUUUUUUCCUGAGGCCAUCAGAAAUAUUGUUCCCGAUAUUGAAUCUCUUGCUCUUCGGGCUCUCCAUUCCUGGGAACGCAAUACCAUCAACACAUUCCAGGAGAUGAAAAGGUAUGCAUUUCAAGUUGUGCUCCUCUCAAUAUUUGGGCCGGAUGAAGUAUUUGAUAGAGAUGAUCUCAAAAAUUCAUAUUAUAUUGUGGAGAAGGGCUACAAUUCAAUGCCCAUCAACCUUCCUGGCACCCUCUUCAACAAGGCAAUGAAGGCCAGGAAACAUCUUAGUGAUAUACUGACCCAGAUAAUUGCUGCAAGAAGAGCCAACAAGGAUUUGGUGCAAAAGGAUUUGUUAGGCUCCUUAAUGCAGUCUAAGGAUGGAAAUUUGCAGGCCUUAACUGAUGAACAGAUUGCAGAUAAUAUCAUUGGUGUCAUUUUUGCCGCACAAGACACCACUGCCAGUGUCUUGACAUGGAUCGUUAAAUAUCUCCGAGACCAUCCAUCAUUUCUCCAGGCUGUCACGGCUGAGCAAGAAGCUAUUAGAAGAGCCAAAGGAUGUGAUGGGCACUUAACUUGGGAAGAUACAAAGAACAUGCCCUUAACAUGCAGGGUUAUUCAGGAGACAUUAAGAGUGGCCACCAUAUUAUCAUUCACUUUCAGAGAAGCAGUUCAGGAUGUGGAAUACAAAGGUUACCUUAUUCCCAAAGGAUGGAAGGUCAUGCCAUUGUUUAGAAACAUUCACCACAGUCCAGAAUUCUUUCCUGAUCCACAGAAGUUCGACCCUACACGAUUUGAGAUGCCUCCAAAGCCCAACACAUUUAUGCCUUUUGGAAGUGGGGCUCAUUCCUGCCCUGGCAAUGAGCUUGCAAAGCUGGAGAUGCUCAUACUCAUCCAUCACAUGACCACAAAAUUUAGGUGGGACUUUGUGGGGACAGAGAGUGGAAUACAAUAUGGUCCUUUCCCUGUUCCAAAGCAUGGAUUACCCAUCAAUCUUAGUAGGAAAUCUGGGUCUUAACGCUUGCCCCUGCUCAACCCUAAUUUUCUUGUUCAUCUUCCUCGAGUUACCUUGGAUGAAGACCUGUGUAACUGCAACUGCAACAGGCAGACACUAGCACUUCCGAGGGAUGGAGCUACACUAACACACCCAAUUCACCAGGGAAAAUAUGAAUUUUUCUGAGACUGACUGGUCAAUGGUCAAUCAAUAAGCACCUCUUUUACAUUUUUUAAGCAGGAUACACAAGCCGUAUUCCUGCCUCUCUUGUAAUACAAGUUAGGAUGAUUUCCUAAUGAAGUCCUCCUUCCAUUUCAAGGCACCAAAAGGAAAUUUAAGCACAAAGUUUCCAAUAAAAUCUUCCCUCUAUGUUAUCCUGAA
Molecule: messenger RNA, 1973 nt
Organism: Cryptomeria japonica (Japanese cedar)
Lineage: Eukaryota; Viridiplantae; Streptophyta; Pinopsida; Cupressales; Cupressaceae
Product: abscisic acid 8'-hydroxylase 3
Exons: 9
Coding region: 213-1616 (467 amino acids)
Biological process (GO): abscisic acid metabolic process; sterol metabolic process
Molecular function (GO): heme binding; oxidoreductase activity, acting on paired donors, with incorporation or reduction of molecular oxygen, NAD(P)H as one donor, and incorporation of one atom of oxygen; iron ion binding
Source: RefSeq, a predicted model, not a curated record